GUUACGGCGCUCAGGCGUCUCGACGCGCGCGAUUUAAAACCAGCUCAGGAGACGCCAAGGAAAGAUGGGACCUCCCGGCCCAGCACUGCCAGCCACAAUGAAUAACUCUUCUUCAGAGACGCGAGGACACCCCCACAGUGCCUCCUCUCCUUCAGAGCGUGUGUUCCCGAUGCCCCUGCCCAGGAAGGCGCCUCUCAAUAUUCCUGGCACCCCAGUCCUCGAAGACUUUCCUCAGAAUGACGAUGAGAAGGAGCGGCUGCAGCGGAGGCGCUCGAGGGUCUUUGAUCUGCAGUUCAGCACUGACUCACCUCGCUUAUUGGCCUCCCCCUCCAGCAGGAGUAUUGACAUUUCAGCUACUAUCCCCAAGUUUACAAACACGCAGAUUACGGAACAUUACUCCACCUGUAUCAAACUGUCCACUGAAAAUAAAAUCACUACCAAGAAUGCUUUUGGUUUGCACUUGAUUGAUUUUAUGUCAGAGAUUCUUAAACAGAAAGACACCGAACCAACCAACUUUAAAGUGGCUGCGGGUACUCUGGAUGCCAGCACCAAGAUCUAUGCUGUGCGCGUGGAUGCCGUCCAUGCCGAUGUAUACAGAGUCCUUGGGGGGCUGGGCAAAGAUGCACCGUCUUUGGAAGAAGUAGAAGGCCAUGUUGCUGAUGGAAGUGCUACUGAAAUGGGAACAACCAAAAAGGCUGUAAAGCCAAAGAAGAAGCACUUACACAGAACUAUUGAGCAGAACAUAAACAACCUCAAUGUCUCCGAAGCAGAUCGGAAGUGUGAGAUUGAUCCCAUGUUUCAGAAGACAGCAGCCUCAUUUGAUGAGUGCAGCACAGCAGGGGUGUUUCUGUCCACUCUCCACUGCCAGGACUACAGAAGUGAACUGCUGUUUCCCUCUGAUGUCCAGACUCUCUCCACGGGAGAACCUCUCGAGUUGCCAGAGUUAGGUUGUGUAGAAAUGACAGAUUUAAAAGCGCCCUUGCAGCAGUGUGCAGAAGAUCGCCAGAUCUGCCCUUCCCUGGCCGGGUUCCAGUUUACACAGUGGGACAGUGAAACACAUAAUGAGUCUGUGUCGGCCCUGGUAGACAAGUUUAAGAAGAAUGACCAGGUAUUUGACAUCAAUGCUGAAGUUGACGAGAGUGACUGUGGAGACUUCCCCGAUGGGUCCCUGGGGGAUGACUUUGAUGCCAACGAUGAACCUGACCACACCGCAGUUGGGGAUCAUGAAGAGUUCAGGAGCUGGAAGGAGCCCUGCCAGGUUCAGAGCUGCCAGGAAGAAAUGAUUUCCCUUGGGGAUGGAGACAUCAGGACCAUGUGCCCCCUUCUGUCUAUGAAACCUGGAGAAUAUUCUUAUUUCAGUCCUCGGACCAUGUCGAUGUGGGCUGGCCCGGAUCACUGGCGCUUUAGGCCUCGACGCAAACAAGAUGCUCCUUCCCAAUCAGAAAACAAAAAGAAGAGUACAAAAAAAGAUUUUGAAAUUGACUUUGAAGAUGAUAUUGACUUUGAUGUAUAUUUUAGAAAAACAAAGGCUGCUACUAUUCUGACCAAGUCCACUUUGGAGAACCAGAAUUGGAGAGCUACCACCCUUCCUACAGAUUUCAACUACAAUGUUGACACUCUGGUCCAGCUUCACCUCAAACCAGGCACCAGGUUACUUAAGAUGGCCCAGGGCCAUAGGGUAGAGACUGAGCAUUAUGAAGAAAUUGAAGACUAUGAUUACAACAACCCUAACGACACCUCCAACUUUUGCCCUGGAUUACAGGCUGCUGACAGUGAUGAUGAAGAUUUGGAUGACUUAUUUGUGGGACCUGUUGGGAACUCUGACCUCUCACCUUAUCCUUGCCAUCCACCUAAGACAGCACAACAGAAUGGUGACACUCCAGAAGCCCAAGGAUUAGACAUCACAACAUAUGGGGAGUCAAACUUGGUAGCUGAGCCUCAGAAGGUAAAUAAAAUUGAAAUUCACUAUGCCAAGACUGCCAAAAAGAUGGACAUGAAGAAACUGAAGCAGAGCAUGUGGAGUCUGCUGACAGCGCUCUCCGGAAAGGAGGCAGAUGCAGAGGCAAACCACAGGGAAGCUGGAAAAGAAGCGGCCCUGGCAGAAGUGGCUGACGAGAAGAUGCUUAGCGGGCUCACGAAGGACCUGCAGAGGAGCCUGCCCCCUGUCAUGGCUCAGAACCUCUCCAUACCUCUGGCUUUUGCCUGUCUCCUACAUUUAGCCAAUGAAAAGGUAGGUAAUUAAGAAUCUAAAACUGGAAGGAACAGAGGACCUCUCUGAUGUUCUUGUGAGGCAAGGAGAUUGAGUUCACUAUGGAGAAGUCAGCAGCAGGAGGCCCAUCCCUUACUCAGUUGCCGGGACAUCCCCAGUCUCGGGGGAAGAAGAUGCCAUGGGCUUAUACCCAGGCUGUAGCCAACUACCAACGUGCCUGUUUGUUUGUUGCUCUUUCCUUCUCUCCAUCAUAGUCUGGGUGCCAGCGCCCUGAAGCUCCGUGCUCAACUGAUUAAACUUUACUGCCCUAUGGUGACCAUCUAGGAGAGGGGAGGGCAGAGGGGGUGAGGGUACUAUUCUGGAUUGAGAAAACCUAUAUCCAUUCUUUAUAUCAAUGUAUAGUUUUAGUCUCCUAAAUUGAUCUGUUAUUUUCCAAACUAUUCUCUUGUAGAAAAUUUUCCAGUGGGCACUUAAUGGUGCCCUUGAAGAACUUCCUAAUCCAUGUACAUAAAAUACAUCAUAUGUACACUUAUAAAUGUAUAUAGAAUGCUCAAAAAUAAAAUUCUUAAUAAUAGAACUGGCAAAAUAUUUGAGUGUCCACUAGAUGAGUAUCAGACCUAGUCCUUACCCUUAGGGGGAUGCAGUCCUGGUUGUUAUCCAGGAUACACACCUGUCAGUAUAAGGCAGAAGAUGCCUAAGGGCCAAGAUGGUUUGCCUCGGAGGAGAAUGGAAGAGAGAGAUUGCUGACUGGACAUUCAGAUGCAAGACUGGGUCCUGCUUAAAUCCCAGGAUUCUGCUGGAGGGAGCUGAUAGUGAUACUUGUCCCUUCUGUACAUUGCUUCAUGUAGCCUUCUCAGCAUCCCUAGGAGAAACUUACUAUUGUGACUCUCAUGUUGGAGGAGGAAACGGACACCCAAGGUAGAGGAACUUGCAAAAGGGCAGCCGGCAAACUGUCAGGGGUGGCCUGAGCCUGGCAAUCUGCCUCCAGAGUCUGCUCUCGGCCAUUGUGCUAUGUGCUACCUGGAUAGGUCAUACAGGCUCAGCAGUGGGUGGAGAGCAGUGCUCAGAUUUGUCCAUCUCCACAGAAUGCAGCACACACACAAAUGUACAAGUUCUUCCCCUAACCUCAGAGGAAUAGGGGAAUUAACUUUGCUUGCAAUUUGGAACAAUAUUAUAGAUGUUGAUCCAAGUAGUUCUGUUACUGGCUGGUCCUGGAUCUCUGCCAGAACACCCGUCAUCAUUGACUGGCUAAAUAGAGAUCUUGGAUAUAGGCCAGAAGCAGUGAAGUAUAUAAUUGGAAAUUGCUCCUGAUAAUAACUUCCUUCUUAGCCAAAAACCACACAAAACAAAAAUAAUCCCCUCCCCACAGGAAUAUGCUUUCCAAAUUGUGUCCAAAACAUUACCUGCUCUGUUAUAUUGAGAAGGUUAGAGACUUCAGAGCAUGCUUAGAAAAAGCAGUGGUGCCACAGGUGAGACUCCACACUCUGUCUUGCUGGGGCUGAAGCCUCCAUCACUUUCCCAGGCCAGGUUAGUGCUGGGCUUCUUGCUUUCCUUCUAUUCCUGAGAGUAGAACUGGCUAAGCCCAUUCCUUCCCUCAGUCAGCCCCACUUCUCUAUAGUGGGUUCUGGGGGUGGGGGGCUGAAUUACCAGUAAAACUAGAAAGAUUGGGACCAAGUGCAGUGGCCCACACCUGUAAAUCCUAGCGCUUUGAAAGGAAGAGGCAGGAGGAUUGCUUGAAGUCAGGAGUUCAAGACCAGCCUGGGCAAAAUAGAACCCCAUCUUUAAAAAAAAAGUUUAAAAAUUAGCCAGGUACGGAGGUGUGUGCCUGUAAUCCCAGCUACUCAGAAGGCUGAGGUGGGAUAAUCACUUGAGCCCAGGAGUUUGAGGCUGCAGUGAGCUGUGAUCACACUACUGCAUUCCAGCCAGGACAACAGAGUGAGAUCCUAUCUCUUAAACAAAAAAAAAAACUGGCGAGUUCAAUACCAACUUCUACAAUGAAAUCCCCUUCCCCCCACAACCCUGCUUCUCCUAAGUUUCCCUCAUUACAUGGUUGCUGUGGGCUAUGUGUGCUGUGGUCUGAAUGUUUGUGUCUAAAAUUCACAUGUUGGUAUUAAGAGAUAGGGCCUUUGGGAGGUGAUUAGGUUAUGAGGGCAGAUCCCUCGUGAAUGGGAUUAGUGCUCUUAUAAAAGAGGCCUGAGGAAGCUUGUUCGUUCCUCUUGCCCUUCUGCCAUGUAAGGAUGCAAUGAGAAGGCACCAUCUGUGAGCAAGGAGCCCCUCACCAGACAGCAAAUCUGCCGGCGUCUUGAUCUUGGACUUCUCAGCCUCUAGAACUGUGAACAAUAAAUCUAUUGUUUAUAAAUUAAGCAGUCUAAGUCAUUUUGUUAUAGCAGACAAAUUGACUAAGACAGUGGGUAUGCAAGAUAAGUUUAUUUUAUAUAAAAUACUUUGGGAAGUAGGUGUUCUAGGACUGGUGUGACAGUUCCAUGAAAUUAUGAGAGACCGGGGAUCCUUCCAGCUCAUCCUUCUGUUUCAGUGUGGCUGCUGGAAUCCAGCCAUCACAUCCAUAGUCUAAGCAGCAGGACGAAGGACUGGGGGAAAAGAGAACUGCUGCUCCCUGUUAAAUCAGUUUCCUGGGGGUCGAUAUGAAUAUUUGCCACCUCAGGGUGCCACAAAGGUCCCCACCAGCAAGAAGGCUCCCACCAGAUAUGGACUCAACCUGGGACUUUUCAGCCUCCAUAACUGUAAUAAAUUCCUUUGUCAGUUACCCAGUUUCAGGUAUUCUGUUAUAGGUAACAGAAAACAAACUAAUACAAGUGGUAAUGUGUCCAGCUAAAAAUUUGGGUUCUGUUAAGGUUAAAAGAAAAUUUGAGGUAGCCAGCAGUAUCUGCCUCAGAUGCUGAGAAGCCUCCUGAGAUAAGAGCGUAUACCAUGUCCAUAACUGAAGUUUUAACAUUCUCUGCCAAACAGAACCAGAAUUUAAGGGCAGGAGAAUUUGCAAGAUAGAAUUUGCAAUUUGCAAGAGGGAAUUGCAAUUUGCAAGAGAGGGGCAAUUUGCAAUUUGCAAGAGAGGGCAAUUUGCAAGAGAGAAUUGUGGGGCCCUGAGAGAGAAUACAUCCAAAGGAAGAGGGAACCAGGCAUUACAAAUUGAAUUGAACAAGGACAGAUAUCUGAAGGGGGUUUGUAGUUCCCAGUAAAGUAUGGUACAGCUAGGUGCACUUCCCUGGCCAGACCACCCUACAGUGUAUGAUCCCCCUGGGGAGCAAAAGGCUGCAGGUAACACUUUGGUGCCCUAGAAAUUCUGCUGUGGUGCAACUAUAGUGGAUCACAGGCAGAGUGGGGCAUUGUUCCCCUUCUUAGCACAGGAUACUGGGUCAUUUCAACACCACAAGGAUUUGCAGCAUCUGCGGCAACGAGUUUGGUGUCCUGGAGCAAGGAAAGGAACCGUUCAUGGUGGCUGAAGCCAAGCUGCUCAGCACUGAGGCAGCAAGCCAUGAUCUAGGUCUUCGAGUAGAAUUCUCAGUUUUGGUUCAUUUAAAAAUGUUUUUUGGGGGAAUUGGGGAUCAUUUAUGGGUACCAAAAGAAAAAAAAAUGAAUAAGAUCUACUAUUUGAUAGCACAAUAGGGUGACUAUAGUCAAUAAUAACAAUUGUAUAUUUUAAAAUAAAGAAUGUAAUUGAAAAGAGUAAAUGCCUGAGGGGAUGGAUACCCCAUUCUCUGUGAUGUGCUUAUUUCACAUUGCAUGCCUGUAUCAAAAUAUCUCAUGUACCCCAUAAAUAUAUGCACCUACUAUGUACCCACAACUAUUUAAAAAAUAAUAAAAUUUUAAAAAAUUGUC
Messenger RNA from Homo sapiens (human), 6043 nucleotides. RefSeq names its product non-SMC condensin I complex subunit H (gene NCAPH). The coding region runs from base 65 to 2242 and encodes 725 amino acids. The record is from RefSeq and is a predicted model, not a curated record. Lineage: Eukaryota; Metazoa; Chordata; Mammalia; Primates; Hominidae. The transcript is spliced from 18 exons. Gene Ontology annotation, molecular function: chromatin binding. Gene Ontology annotation, biological process: cell development; positive regulation of chromosome separation; female meiosis chromosome separation. Gene Ontology annotation, cellular component: condensed nuclear chromosome; nucleus; condensin complex.